GGUCAUGGCAGAUAGGUGGGUGGUGUAAAUCAAUCCAGUGAGAAUCGUCUUGUAGUCGCAGUACACCCCAUUACAGAAAAAAGAAUCCAAUUCUGAUUGGUAGAAUGUGUUCUCACAGCAUUAAGGUCACAUCAGAAACAACAAUUUGUUUGAAUUCCUCAUUGUUGAUCUCUGACUAAACAUUUCUCAUAAAAAACUGCAACCAAGUUUCCAAGAACAGGGCUUGAAUGGGGAUCGAUUCUGUUCAGAACAGAUGGAUGGUUUUGGUAGCCUGCAUGUGGAUUGAAUGUUGUGCAGGACCAUCAUUUGGCUUCAGUAUAUAUUCUCAGGCCAUAAAGACCCGAUUUGGCUACAACCAACAGCAAUUGGAUACCAUCUCUGUUUACAGCAGCUUAGGAGUUUUUGGGGGCAUACUCUCUGGCCUGUUAAACCAGUGCCUCCCUGCCUGGCUUGUUCUGCUCAUUGGGUCUCUCCUCAAUUUGGCAGGCUACACAAUUGUAUGGCUGUUUGUAUCUGGGAGACUACCAGUUCCUCCAUUGUGGGAGCUGGGUUUAUUUACCUGUAUUGCCCUCAGUGGCUCCUUAUACUUCAACACAGUUUCACUGGUGACCUCUGUAAAUAGUUUUCCAGAUAACAGAGGACUAGUGGUGGGUUUGAUGAAGGGAUGCCUUGGUCUAAGCAGUGCCAUUCUGUCAACAGUAUGGAAGGUAUUGUUUCCAGAUUCAGAUGGGUCUGACUAUUUGUUAGUGGGGGCCAUAGUCCCAUCUGUAGUGGCCUUUCUGCUCAUGCCAAUUGUGAAGAAAUGUGAACCAGAUGACUGUAAAAAUGGGUCUUCAAGAACUAUGCAAAAUCUCGCUUUGGCGGCUGCACCCAUGGUGUUUUUAGCAGUGUUUUUCAUGGCUUCCAGUUUCUGGGAUGGACACUCUUUGCAGGUUUUACAGGGGGAUCGAGUGAAGCUUGUUGUGACACUUAUCACUAUAGCAAUUCCCUUGUAUGUGGCAUGGAAAGCGAGCACUAAUGAGAGGACUUCAAUUGGAAACAAAACAGUUUUGGUGCCACUAACUACUCAAGAAGAUUCAAAUAAUUUUGAUAAAUAUGUCAUUAUUGAGUGUGCUGAUAGUUCGUUGUGGAGAACAAUUUGCAGCAUUAAUUUUUUUCUAGUAUUGUUUUCUUCUGCAGUUGCUAUAGAAUCAGGUGGAGUGACAAUUAACAACAUGAACCAGAUUGCAACAUCUCUUGGAUAUGCACAACAAGACAUCACUAUAUUUGUCACUUUGAUAUCAGCAAGUCAAUUUUUAGGUCGCUUUGGGAGUGGAGCAUUGUCUGAUUAUUUGCUCUCCAACUUUGGAGUAGCAAGGCCAAUAUUAGUUGCACUAGCUCAAUUAAUUUUGUGUUGUGGGUAUAUGCUUAUAAUAAUAGCGGGCACUUUUCCUCAAGCUCUAUACUUAGGUUGCAUUUUCAUAGGAUUUUCUUUUGGGACAAAUUGGUGUUUAAGUUCCAUUACUAUAUCUGAUUUAUUUGGACUACACCAUUUUGGGACAUUAUACAAUGUCAUGAUGAUGGGGAAUCCAAUUGUAUUGUAUGUUCUAUCUGUGUGGGUUGCAGGAUAUCUCUAUGAUAUAGAAGCAGCUAAGCAAGGAGGGGGGCAAUGCAAGGGUAGCACAUGUUUUAAUCUUACCUUCAUUAUUUUGUUUAGUAUUUCUAUGUUUGCAACAUUAGCAUCAUUCGUUCUCUGGUGGAGAACAAGAUAUAUUUAUAGAAAAAGAAUGGAUAACUAAAUAGGUAUUGUGGACAUAGUGGUAAUAGACACAAGUUUAAGGUUGAAUGCUUCAA
This is a messenger RNA of Cryptomeria japonica (Japanese cedar), 1833 nucleotides long. RefSeq names its product protein NUCLEAR FUSION DEFECTIVE 4. The record is from RefSeq and is a predicted model, not a curated record. Gene Ontology annotation, cellular component: membrane. The coding region runs from base 228 to 1778 and encodes 516 amino acids. The transcript has 2 exons. NCBI's taxonomy places the organism in Eukaryota, Viridiplantae, Streptophyta, Pinopsida, Cupressales, Cupressaceae.